Messenger RNA from Chara braunii, 2076 nucleotides. Lineage: Eukaryota; Viridiplantae; Streptophyta; Charophyceae; Charales; Characeae. The record is from the annotation of a GenBank genome assembly.
CUGGAAAAACUUUUUGAACCAACACUUCAUCUAGUUGCUUUCCAAUGGCAUGCUUUGAUGGAACAUUGCGUAAUUCACACAAAAGAUCACCCGAGUCCUGAUGAUAAGGGGAAUGAAAUCACUGUUCCUGGCGACUCGAAGCAAAUGAAAGAAAUAAAGAAGUUGAUCAAAAAGGUGUUAGAAGAGAAGUGGAAGUUGGAGGAUUUGCAUGUUGUUGCGGCGUUGCUGGAUCCUCAUCAAAAGGACCGGCUGGAACUGUUUGAUGUACCAUUUGUCCAAGUGCGGAAAGGGAAAUCCCGCCUGAAGGAAAUCAUGCAGCAAGUUGGGGAGGGGGGGGGGUUCAAGAGCGAGUUGUCAGAAAUAGCAGAGGUUGAACCUCGAAGUGAACGACCACGCAAAAGAAGGCGGCCUUUGCCUAGAGUGAUCACUACGUGCAGCUCAGAUGAGGAAGAUGCAGUUCUUGAUAAUAGUGUUGAUGUUGUCGACACGUUGAACGAGCGGAUUGAGAAAGAGCUGGAGGUUUACUUCAAUUUGAAAUUGACGAAGGAUGAAAAGCGGGCAUUCAGCAUUUUGCCUUGGUGGACGGCAAAGGGCACUGCAGUGAAAACUGCAGAGAAACAAUUGUUGCUGCUCCCUUUGCCAAUCAUGGCACGUGAGGCCCGCUCCUUAAGUCGGUCACGGGGCGAGAGUCUAAGCGGUGAGGAGUGGAACUGUCAGCCAGUUGUACAUCUAUCACCAUGGUGGACACGCGUAGCGGUACGAGCACCACCCCAUAUACGAAAGAGCAGGAAGAGAGUGCCGCCGCCAUUGAAAGAACGAAAGGAGGAGGCCAAGAAGCAGGCCCUGUUGGAAGCGCAGGCGGCAAAGAAGAAGAAGCUUGAAGAAGAAAUGGAGAGGUUGAAGAGAGAAGAGGAGGAGAAGCUUAAAGAAGUCGAAGAAGAAGAAGGGGAAGAGGAAGAAGAAGAGGAGAUACCCCUCGUGAGGAUUGUGAGGAGAGAGGAAAGAGGGGAAUCCAGUGGGGUUAGUGAAGACGAGAAGAAACUGGAGAAGAUGGUGUCGGAGUGGGUGGCCAACUUUUCCCUGGGGGAAGAUGAAGAAGCGUUGAUGUACAUCCCCCAGGAUGAGAGGGAUGCUGAUGUGGCAGAGAUAAAGGCCCUGACAGACCCAUUACAGCAGCAGGCCCUGGAAGAGGAGAAAAGAAUGGAGUGGAAAUUGCAACUGAGGAGGCAAAGAAGGAGGUGCAUUGCGGCGGCCACCGAGUUACAGAAGGAAUUGGCUGCCACAGCAGAGCGGCAUACUAAUGCGCUGGCACAAGGACUUGCAGAGCAAGGUGGAUGCGAUCGCAAGAAGCAUAGAUGUAUCGAUUCGUGUCCAACAGGAGCAGAUGCAUACCUCAAGGGGCCAUGCAUAGCCCUACAAUCUAUCCGAGUAGGCUUUAGAGACUUCGCCCACGAUAUGAUGAUGCGGAUGGGCUCUGGGAUGCAGGCCCGUACGAAGAACACAAAACAAUUCUGUGUUGGCGCCAUAGAGGGCGCCAAGCUUGCAGUCCCAAAGGAGGAGGAGGCACGCCCGCAUAGGGAACGAGUCAAAGUAAAGUUCUCUGACGCCUACAACGGGACACAGGGGGAAGACUUUGACAAUUGGGAGGCCAACAUCAAUUCCUAUGUGCACCUCCCUGAGGAGCAGGUCCUCGUCGCAUUCCAUGCCCUUAGAGACGAAGCGUCUAGCUUCGCCAGGUCGUUAGCCCGCGCCGCCAAAUGUGACAAUGAUAUGGUGGCUCAUUCCACCAUCACUCCCCUCAAUGAAUUCCUAAAGUUACUUCGCGAACAUUUCGCGGAUGUAACUAAGGGAAUCAAGGCCUCAGAAGAGCUCCAGACGAUACACACACGUCAGUGGAAGAGUGCAAGGACACUCAAGGGAGCCAUGGAUGAGCUUGUCGCGGUUCCAAACCAGGGGGUCACUGAGCCAUAGUUGGUUUAGUUAUUCUUCCGCGCGAUGCCCGAACAUUUGCACGGGCACUUCUACGACAAGUCGCGAGAACAAGGGAUGACGCAUGAUAGGUUGAGUCGCGAUGUC